Molecule: messenger RNA, 261 nt
Organism: Colletotrichum lupini
Lineage: Eukaryota; Fungi; Ascomycota; Sordariomycetes; Glomerellales; Glomerellaceae
Exons: 2
Coding region: 1-261 (86 amino acids)
Source: RefSeq, a predicted model, not a curated record
AUGGAAUCCAAAAAUCCAAUCUUGUUUUACGAGCCGUUUUUCGACAGCCGCAACCACGAUUUUGCCGCGUUUGUUCUCUUUUUCUUCUUCUUGGUUCUUGUUUGCCUUUGCCAGAAUCAACUCCUUCGUGAAACUGGAACAGGGGAAAAGGGAGAACCUAAUGGCAUGGACGAUUAUCCCUCGUUGGAUAUUGUCUGCGUAUUCCUAGAGAUAAUACUGACCAUAUUUGCAUGGGCUUGGCACAACAGCUUGGGCCUUUGA